UCACCUCGCACGCUCGCUUCCAAGAUGGCCGCGCGGGGAUCGCUGCGCUUGUAGUGUACCGAUUACCGGCGGAAGCUUCUGGCUGGCCGGAGUCUGAGGAGAGCGGAUCAUUUUCAUGAGUGGAAGUAGCCGUGAUGAAGGAAAAUAAGGAGAAUUCCAGCCCCUCUGUGGGGUCCAGCACGUUGGACCAUGCCAAGCCCUGCUGGUAUUGGGAUAAAAAGGAUUUGGCUCACACCCCUUCUCAGCAGGAAGGCCUGGACCCGGCCACUGAAGCCAGAUACAGAAGGGAGGGAGCUCGGUUCAUCUUCGAUGUCGGGACUCGGCUCGGCCUACAUUAUGACACGCUAGCUACUGGGAUUAUAUAUUUUCAUCGAUUCUAUAUGUUUCAUUCUUUUAAACAAUUUGCAAGAUAUGUAACCGGUGCCUGCUGCCUGUUCCUGGCGGGUAAGGUGGAAGAAACCCCCAAGAAAUGUAAAGAUAUUAUAAAGACCGCUCGCAGCUUGUUAAACGAUGUGCAGUUUGGACAGUUUGGGGACGAUCCAAAGGAAGAAGUCAUGGUUCUGGAAAGGAUUCUUCUGCAGACCAUCAAGUUUGACUUACAAGUAGAACACCCCUAUCAAUUUCUUCUGAAGUAUGCCAAGCAACUGAAAGGUAGAGGAGACAAGAACAAAAUCCAGAAGUUGGUGCAGAUGGCAUGGACAUUUGUUAAUGACAGCCUCUGCACUACGCUGUCCUUGCAGUGGGAGCCGGAAAUCAUUGCAGUAGCAGUCAUGUAUCUUGCUGGAAGAUUGUGCAAAUUUGAAAUACAAGAAUGGACGUCAAAGCCGAUGUACAGGAGGUGGUGGGAGCAGUUUGUCCAGGAUGUGCCAGUCGAUGUUCUUGAAGACAUCUGUCACCAGAUCCUGGACUUGUACUCUCAAGGAAAACAGCAGAUGCCACACCAUGCCUCCCAGCAGCCUUCGCCCCAAGUACAAGCACAGAUUGCCGCUGUACAGCCUCUGCUGUCACAGAACUCCGACACCCAAGCAGCUCAGACGAAGGACCCGCUGCAACAACAAUCGGCUGGACAACCAGCUAAGAAACCCUCUCCACAGUCCAGCCCACCAAAACAGACCAAGAGGCCUCUGCCUUCGUCACCCAAAGAAGAGGGAAAAACGCAGGAGCAACCAUUAAGUAAAAUGCCUAAAAUUGAGACUUCUCACCCACCAUUACCGCCUGUCCAUACCCCAUCAGAGCGAAAACCUCCUCUGGCGCCUGGAAUUGUAGCAGUAGAGGGAGAGCCCACCAGUGUUUCAGAAACCACCGAUUUAGCAAAACUCCCAAUUCCUCCGCCUGCUCUUCCUACCGCUGUCCAUCAGCCACCUCCUCUACCACACCGACCGCCUCCACCACCUGCUAGUUACAUUACUGGCAUGUCUACAACCAGCUCCUACAUGUCUGGCGAAGGGUACCAGAGCCUCCAGUCUAUGAUGAAGACAGAAGCACAAACAUAUGGAACUUUGCCCCCUGCCUACGUCCCGCCUUCUCAUCUACCAUAUCACCCCCAUGUUUAUCCACCUAAUCCUCCGCCAACUGUACCCCCACCCCCAUCUACAUUCCCACCUCCUAACAUUCCUCCUCCGGCUCCAGGCUAUCCCCCACCCCCUACUUACAACCCCAACUUUCCACCUCCUAGACUGCCCCCAACUCACACCGUUCCAAAUCACCCACCACCAGGAAUUGGCUUGCCACCGACGUCCUAUCCUCCUCCUGCUGUACCACCAGGAGGCCAGCCUCCAGUCCCUCCUCCUAUUCCACCACCAGGAAUGCCACCUGUUGCAGGUUUAGGCCGGGCAGCCUGGAUGAGAUAGCAUGGAGCUUCUGCGGUAUGAACCUGAACUCUCAAAAUAAGUAUUGCUCUAAACCGUUUAAAAGCCCAAAUAAAUGCAGACGUGCUUGUUUUAUAAUAUGUAGAUUGUUUUAAACUGCACAGCCCAACAAGUACAAUGGUUUCCC
This is a messenger RNA of Nanorana parkeri, 1995 nucleotides long. It is a transcript of the gene CCNK, whose product is annotated as cyclin K. The record is from RefSeq and is a predicted model, not a curated record. The transcript is spliced from 11 exons. Gene Ontology annotation, molecular function: cyclin-dependent protein serine/threonine kinase activator activity. Gene Ontology annotation, cellular component: nucleus; cyclin/CDK positive transcription elongation factor complex. Bases 135 to 1850 code for a protein of 571 amino acids. Gene Ontology annotation, biological process: regulation of transcription by RNA polymerase II; positive regulation of DNA-templated transcription, elongation. Lineage: Eukaryota; Metazoa; Chordata; Amphibia; Anura; Dicroglossidae.